UGCGUGACGCGGCCACAUCGUAUCAACAGUGUGAACGUAAUAUCGAUAAUAGUUACCUGACGUCGAAAAAAGUCAGUAUUUAUAGCAUUAAUUAUUAAAGAUAGUACGCAACAAAGAAACAUUGAGAAAGGACUUAUCGUUAUAUACUGCGAUUAACUAUAAACAGAGUAAGCUAUGACUUCGUUUAAUUUAAGUGGGCUCGGAGAUCAGUUAAAAGAAGUUGCGCAGCAUUCUUCUUCUGGUACCGGUGUAUCCUUUGCGAACAAAUCACUGAAACUCGAUUCCGAAGAAGACGCGUUGGAAGUGGUUAAAGCGAUAAGAGAAUGUACCAAUUUGGAGUACUUGGAUUUGGAAGGAAAUACUUUAGGGCCACUUGCUGCCAAGGUUGUGGCAGAAGCAUUGGAAGAACAUGGUUCUGCAUUGAAACGUGCCCUGUGGAAAGAUAUGUUCACCGGUCGUUUAAAAACUGAAAUACCAAAAUCAAUAGAGUAUCUUGGAAAUGCUUUAUGCUCUGCUGGCACUCGGCUUGUCGAACUCGACUUAAGCGACAACGCUUUUGGCCCAAUUGGCGUGGAAGGAUUGGCCAAUUUCUUAACCUCCAGUUCUUGUUACACUCUUCGUGUAUUAAGAUUGAAUAACAAUGGACUUGGAAUAUCCGGUGGUCAGAUAUUGGCAAAAGCAUUAUCAAAUUGUUACGAUUAUAGUUUCAAAGCAGGUACACCUUUAGCUUUAAGGGUGUUUGUUGCGGGAAGAAAUAGACUGGAAAACGAGGGUGCGAUAGCAUUGGCAUCUGUUUUCCAGAAAUUAACUAGUUUAGAAGAAGUUGUUAUGCCCCAAAAUGGUAUAUAUUAUCAAGGCAUAACAGCACUUGCUAAUGGAUUGUCUGCCAACCCUGGAUUGAAAAUUUUAAAUCUUAAUGAUAAUACAAUCGGGCCUAAAGGAGCUCAAGCUCUCGCCAAUGCGUUACCAAAUUUCCGAGAUUUAGAACAACUGAAUCUUGGGGAUUGUCUUCUUAAAACGGGAGGUGGCAUGAUUUUGGCAGAAGCGUUAGGGAUAGAAGGUAAUCAUCCUUCGCUAGUGGAACUUAAUUUGAGUUACAAUGAAAUCCACACGAAAGCCGCCAAUUGCAUAGCUACCGCGAUGGCUGAUAAAAUGCACCUAGAACAGUUACUAUUAGAUGGAAACUUUUUCGGGAGCGAAGGUCGUGCCAUUUUGCAGAAAAUACUCACAGAUUCCGACAGGAUUGAUUCGUUGGGUACGUUAAGCGAUGACUUCGGAGAUGAGGAGGAUGAGGAAGAUGAAGAAGACGCAGAAGAUGAGGUGGAAGACAAGGUGGAGGAUACUGAAGGUGAAAUUAACGAAAAUGAAGAUGAAAUCGAAGAUAAUGACAAUGAAAACCCCGGCAGUAUUAUGCUGUCAAAAGUAACAGUUGAACAGUUCUUAAAAUCACCCACAGACGAAAAGUUAUUAUUACUACAAGGCGAUGUUGUACAAGAUUUUGUAGAUCAUGCUAAAAAUUUAUCAGAAGAUGCUGGCACAUCUUCGGAAGUGAAAUUCGUAGAAGAAUUGACAAAAAUAAUUAUGAAAGUGUCAGAAAAAUGUGACAGUGGUUACAUAGAUGUAAGAAUAAGAGCUCAAAACCUUACAGAUGGUUUAUAUUUGAAUUUAUGUACUUUUGUAACGGAAAAUGAUCAGACUUCAGUUUGGAAUAAUGCUCUUUUAGUCAAUUUAGGUUUAAUAAAAAGUGAAGAUAAACGCAAUAGAAACAUUACUUGGAAUUUGGUAGGCUGUUUUAAAGCGUUAGAAAAAGUUGUUCAAGAAGAUUAUUUCUUAACAGAAACACGGAACACGUUAAAAAUCUUCUUAGAAAAACCAGCAAAAAAUAACAGAACAAAAGUUAUAGAUUCGUGUCAGGAUUCGAAAAAUUCUCUUAAGGCUGUUUUAAAUCGGAUACAAAGUGCAUAAUAAAUAUUAAAAUGCGUGUGUGUAUAAUUGAUUUACAGAACGUCGCAUAAGAUACAUCUAUUUAUUUUUAGACAUUUUACGUGAAAUUGUUUGUAGUUUUAUACAACCUUAGAAAGAAUAGAAGAGAUUAUGCAGCAUGCUAUGUAUACAGACUAUUAAUUGUUAAACGUUUAGUGCUAAUUUUGUACUUCAUAACAAUUUCCAUAAAACUUUUUUAAAGCUAAAAGAUUUAAAUUAAUUACAAAUGUUCGAAAAAUAAAA
Hylaeus anthracinus is the source of this 2226-nucleotide messenger RNA. RefSeq names its product ran GTPase-activating protein 1 (gene RanGAP). The transcript has 5 exons. Gene Ontology annotation, molecular function: GTPase activator activity; small GTPase binding. The record is from RefSeq and is a predicted model, not a curated record. Gene Ontology annotation, cellular component: cytosol; nucleus; perinuclear region of cytoplasm. Lineage: Eukaryota; Metazoa; Arthropoda; Insecta; Hymenoptera; Colletidae. The coding region runs from base 175 to 1965 and encodes 596 amino acids. Gene Ontology annotation, biological process: nucleocytoplasmic transport; signal transduction; activation of GTPase activity.